GGAGAAACGACCUCGCAGUCUUCUUCUACGAAGGGCACUAAACGGAGAACAGGAAAUAGGAAAACAUGGAAAACAACGAUCACGCUUACACGAGCACCACUUAUGAUAAAGUCAGCCCCGUGGAGUUCACAUAUAAAAUGAGGGCAAAAGAAAUCGAAGACCUUGUGAAGAUGAGGAUUUCAAAUAAUCACCUUUUUUCUGGAAGGAGAAAUACUUCGAUGUGGGCAUGGAGGGCCAUCCUAAAACACAUGGGCUUGCACCACAAGAUGACUCAUAGUCAAGCAUCCAAAAAAUGGGAAAACUUGAAGAAGAGAUACAAGGGACUAAAGAACCCUUCCGAUGGAGUGAAAGUGUUCCCUAAAGCGUGGCCUUAUUUCAAUCUGCUGGACGAUGCCAUGGAGGGUCGGCUGGAAAGCAACGCCCCCGUCAUCCAGGCCUUACCCACCAACGGCAGUUUCCCACCCAUCUCCAAACCCAAGAAGAGGAAGGUGUCCAUGGUGACAAACUCCCCUACGGCUUCGAUAGCAGGCGCACCCGAGAUCGAGGUUUCCCUGAACGGAGACGAGGAUGAGGAGGUGGUGCAGGAGGAAAUCCAGGAAAUGGGUUGCAUCAUGCAAGAGAUGGAGCACAAGAGGGACGUGAUGGACAGUGAAAAACAGGUGAUGGAGAGGGAGCGGUUGGUAAUGCAGAGGGAGAGAGCGGUGCUGGAUAGGGAGGUCGCCGCUCUGGACCGAGAGCGAGCCUCGCUGGAGAGAGAGAGGGCGACAAUAGAGAGAGAAAAGGCCGUUUUGGAGAGGGAGAGGGCGAUGGUGGAGAGGGACAGGGAUGGUGUGAGCCGGGACCGGCUGGCUCUGGAGCGAGAUAAAGCCAGGCUGGAGAGACUUUCUGCACCCAAAGUAAGGACGGAGGAGGUCACAGAACACAGCAGCAAGGGGAGCGACUCGAUUGUCAUGGACAGGAAGGAGCAGUUCCUUAACUUGUUUGAAAAACUUAUUGAACAUUUUUGAUACAUGAGGUUUCUGUGCACCAAACCUUCCCCCCCCCAGUUUCCACCUUGGCUGAAUGUGCAUAUAAUUCAUAUGCACUUUUAUACCUGUAAGUUGUCAAAGAAAACGUUGAGCCACUCCUAGUUUGGAGAGGUCUUCAAAACAACUUUAUUCACUUGUGGUUAUUCCAUACAGAGCACACAAUAGCAAGCUAUUAGCAUUAAUCUUAACCCCAUCCACAUUAAAAUCAACAACCCCCCCCUCCCAAGUCAAACCAUAUUCUUUAUUUGAUCGACUCUAGACAUUAGAGUCUUUGGUAUCGGCUAUUGUGCACGGUUAAAACAUCACUUUCGGAAAUUUUAUAUACCAAAUAUUGCAGUUCAUGUAAAAAAUCUUCAGAAUAUAUAUUUUUAUAUUACAGUACAGACUUUACAACAAAUGAUUGUGUUUAAAUGCGUCUUUUAUUGCAUUAGAUACCUUCCAUUAAGCUCCAGCUUCAAUAAGUUUAUGCUAGUAUACAUUUCCAAAAGUGUUAGAUUUGUCAUUAAUAUUAAUAUUAUUAUUUUUACAAAACAAACAUAUUUAAACAAUAUUACUGGUUGUAUUUUUUAUUUUUUUAACAAACACUAAACAGACACAUACAUGCCAUUUGAGGUUUCUUUUAAUAAACUGAUGCCACCUA
This is a messenger RNA of Cottoperca gobio, 1668 nucleotides long. Its product is annotated as RNA-binding protein 25. The record is from RefSeq and is a predicted model, not a curated record. Bases 66 to 1007 code for a protein of 313 amino acids. NCBI's taxonomy places the organism in Eukaryota, Metazoa, Chordata, Actinopteri, Perciformes, Bovichtidae. The transcript is spliced from 4 exons.